GUCACGGGUUGACGUCGUGUUGAUUUUGAGCGGAGAAAUAAUAUAUUUAUUAACUGACGUAAGGGCGCUAAAUCUAAAAUAAACCGUGAAUAAAAUGUGAAAAUUCAUAAAUAAUCUGAUGAAGCAGCUGCACGCAUGAAAGGUGCGAUAAUAUUUGACCUUACACAAUAAAUCGUUCCGCAGCGUUAAAUGUUAAAUUGAGAGAAAUAGUGGCUAACGCUGCCGCCGGGCGGGUUAGCCUUAGCACGGAGCUAAUCUUUACACCUGAUAUGACUCUGCAAGUACAUGUCUGUUAGAAACUGUGUUUUAGUGUUUUUAUGUUGUUACACUUUGUGGUGCAGUAAGUUUAAGAUUAAGACUUGAAUGAAUAAGUGUGAUAAUAGCAGCUGACUGGGUCAGUUAGCGCCACUUAGCUAGCGGAAGGUUACUGACUCAAUAACGUCCAGCCUCUAUGUUAGCCUGCUGUGUUAGCCUCCAUGGGGACACUGACUGUGGGGUGUUUAACAACGAGACUGUCUCUGUCUUAGACUCAUAUUUGUUCGUGAUUAUUGCAGGAUUAUGGCGCCCCGCUUACAGCUGGAGAAAGCGGCUUGGCGUUGGGUGGAAACAGUGAAACCAGAAGAAAUCAGACAGGAGCAUAUUGAGCUAGCAUACAGAGUCCACCUUCCGGCCUGCAAGAGAGGAGCCUGCAGGUACAGUUUUCAGGACACCACACCUGGGUCUUUCUUUUUUUUCUCUUUCAAAGGUAUUGACAGCAAAUGUGGGUAUGAUCUUAGUCGUAGCAGGUAGCGUGUCUUGUGCUCAGCCAUACAGAGAGACUUAUGUGCUGUUUUAUCUGCUGUUGUUCAGGUUGUGACAGUGUGCAGGACCACUCUGGAGGUUUUUUUGUUUAAUCAAUAAGGGUUUUGAUAGACACUAAAACAGAAAGAGACUGACUCUUAUGAAAAGGCUUGCGCAGUUUGCACAUUAGAAAUGUUACUGAGCUGCACCCACAUGUAAAACGCAAAUUUCUUGGUUGGAUAACUCUGAAUUAAAAGCUACUGAGAAAAAUGUCAUAUUCUGAUGUGCAGUCUUGCAGCUUUGCUCAGGUGCAGUUAUUCAGUCAACUUCAGGUUAAACAUGAAUAACAAAUAGAGCUGGAAAGUGACUCUUUUCUACUUAGGUUAAGCCACAGGUGUCAAACUCAAGGCCGGGGCCGUGGAACAAUUAUAUCUGGCCCACAAGAUCAUAUCAUAUUUGUAUUAUUAUUGGCCCACCAGUAUGAAGUCUGCAGAUUUCCUCCAGUAUAAUAAUGCUAUUUCUUUUUGCUUGAGUUGACUGGUAGUUUUACUUCUACCUUAAUAACAAGUAAUUUAAGUAUCUGUACUAUUUCUUGAGUGUAUUUUAGUUCCUUUUUCACCACUGAUAAAAGCACUAAAAGAAAUUUUAUACAUGGAAAAAGUUCCUGUGCAGCUCUAUCAAGGUGGGGAUAUUCAGUUAACUUCAUGCUCGAUAUGUAUCUUAUGAGCAGUUAAUAAGCAGAAGUCACUGGCAUUACAUCUACAAACCCCAAGUUCAUAAAGAAUGGGAUGUUGAGUUUAAUGUUUAUCAAAACAGAUCUGGUGGCUUGUGAGUAAUUUUAAUCCUUUUUCAAAUGAAAGCACUGCAAAGACAACUAACAACACUAGUUAUUGGAAAAAAAAAUACUAAGUACAAAAAGUUCUUGAAAUCCUCAAACCAACGACUGUGCUUUGCUUUUGCAGAAGAAACUGCAAAGGGAAUCCCAAUUGUCUUGUGGGUAUUGGUGAGCAGGCAUGGCUUGGGGAGAUUGAUGAAAAUGCUUUCCACAACAUCGAUGACCCAAACUCAGAGCGCCGGGACAAGGUUUGUCAAAUAUGUUUGUCUACCUUUUUCUCUGAAGUUCAAACAUCUGUUGAAAAAUGAUCACUUGACCAGAAAUGGGGAAUAAUCUCAAUGUCUUUGUGCCUCGGCUCUUUUCCAGAACACAUUUGUUGGUCUGACCAACUUAGGUGCGACAUGUUAUGUCAACACAUUUCUGCAAGUGUGGUUCCACAACCUGGAGCUGCGGAGGAGCCUCUAUCAGUGCCACAAUUCCCGAGCCCAGGAACACAAUUCUGAAUCUGGUAUGAAAAACAUCUCAAAAUAUAGAGUGCCCUGAUUUAUUUUUCAAUCCCUGGUUGGAGUAAGUGUCCUUUAGAAGUAUUUGCACUGUUAUACAUGCAUUUACCACCAGCUACAGUUAUUAUCUAGGGCUGCAGCUAUCGAAUAAUUUAGUAAUCGAGUAUUCUACAGAAUAUUCCAUCGAGUAAUUGGAUAAAACAUAAUUUUUCUUAGUUUAACUUUCUGUAAGGAACUUUCAACUAGAUUUAACAAAAAAUCUCUUGUUUCUACUGAUGUCUCCCUGUUUUAGGGAUGAUGCUUGUAAGCCCAGGUUUAACAGAAUAAAAUUCCUAAGCAAAGAGAUUUUUGCUCAUGUCACUUAAUAUCAGUUCAUUUUAAUUUGAACCACAUUGCAAAAUAAAGAGGUAAUUUGGUUGACUGUGCCUUUGCUCUAAAAUAUUGUUCUCCAAUCUCAGUUAAAACAAGCAGUUGCAGACAGACAGGUAAACCAAGUAGUAAGUAAUUUUAGGCAUCACUCGAUGUUCCCAAACAUCAUUAAUUUUUCAGUGCAUAAAGAUGAGCCGUUUAAACCUAUCCCAAAAUAAGAUCACACAAUUGUUGUUGUUAAGACUUGACAGGAGUGAAGACUUGAGCUUUCAUUACUCUACCGACUUCUAACUUUAUUAUUCUUUAGGGCUUUGUUUUUUAUCUUUAAGAAAGUAUUUCUCCCUCUCUAAUGAAGUUUGUGUCUGUUUCAGAUUACGAGCCUCAGUCCAUCUGUGAGCAUUUGCAGUAUCUGUUUGCACUCCUGCAGAACAGCAACAGAAAGUACAUCGACCCUUCAGGGCUGGUCAAAGCGCUGGGCCUGGACACAGGACAGCAGCAGGUGAAACACAAUAUGAAGCCUUGAAAAUAUCAGUUCCCUAACAGUGCCUUUUUUUUUUUUUUGAAGUGGUCAAAAUGACACCAAAAGUGAGGUUUUCAAAUGAAACUGUCACCUACUGCAAGUGACUAUUUGACUGUUUGUAUUUCAGAUAGCACAACAGCAACAACACUGAGUCAGCAUCAUUUUUGUGGUCCGUUUAUUUUCAUUACAGUUCAAUGAAUUCUAACAUUUUGUUUUCAGGAUGCCCAAGAGUUUUCAAAGCUUUUCAUGUCUCUACUGGAGGACACGCUGUGUCAGCAGAAGAGCUCCAGUCUGCAGAAUGUCAUCCAGCAGCAGUUCUGUGGACAGUUCUCCUACGUCACUGUGUAAGUCCAGGCAGCCCUGCUGAAACCUCAUCAAAGUUGAACCUUUCAGUCCCUCUCAAACAGAUUGCUCAUCAGUCAGAUGGCUGUUCUAGCACACAGUCACAUUGGGGGGGAUAGGUACAUUAUUUCCUGGUUUAGCUCUUGGCAUCUCAAGGUUUACAUAAGUUCUUCAUCGUCCUUGGAGUGACGGCCCAGGUUUGUACACUUUUCUUACCUGUGAGCAAAAAGAAUCAUUUCCUUUCUGCUGAUCAGUUUUGGACCAAAUUAUUGAUUGUACAGUUAAAUUCUGCGUAAUAAUACAAGUGAUAUAAGCUACAUCAGCAUCCCUCCCAUUUUGUUUUGGCCUUUCUAUCCUCCUUUGACAAUGGGAAGUCCCUCUUUUACAUUCACGUCCAGCUGCUGCUGUAACAAAGCUCCUCUUUUCCUUUCCUGCUGUGUCUUUACCUUGAACCCUGCAACACUGUCCCAUUGCUGUUCUAGUUCAUAUUGGUGCUUGUUCAAAUCCUACUUGGAUGUAAACAAGCACAGAUGACAUCUCAGAUCACAGCACAGGUUUUCAGUGUUUUAAUUUUAGGAAACAAAGAUAAAGUUGAAUGUUGGCUGCAUCUGGUUGAACUGGCAUGUAAUCACUUUACUUAAAGGGAUAUUUUGGCGUAAAAUUAAGUUGGGGUCAAACACACCAUAACACUGAGUUAGACACCCCCUCCAGAGAUGAAUGUUGCCGACUGCCUGCUUCUCUAGUUACACCAACCGGUGUGACGGUGUCAACCUGCAAGCUGGACCAAUUUGUGGUGCUGGCUUUGCUAAUCUGAGGCACACCGACUGUGGAAACUUAUUUGACAUGAUUAGCUUCCAGACUCUGUGGUCCUGUGUUUGGGCGGUGUUGUGUUGUUUUGUGCUUGUUUUUGAAUCCUAGACCAAAACUUUUAAGAGCAUUGAAAUUUCAGUUCAAACUGUUGGAUAAUUAGUUGCUUCAGAACAUCACGACCCUCACAUGUGUGAACUCAGAAGCAUGUACACAGAGCACUGUUGCACCCUUCACAGUAGGGAUGGGCGAUAUAGGCAAAAAAAUUUAUCACAAUAAGGUUUGCCAUUCUGGCAAUAAUGAUAAAAGUCCCAAUGUCAAAUAUUAUAAUUCCAGUCUUUAUUUUUGACUCAUUUUGUCUUGAGUACACCAGUUGGAAUAGUCAAAUAAGAUACUUCAUCACAAGUUUGAGUGGUAGGUUAUGGAGAAAACUAGUGAUAUCAGACAAGUCUCAAAUGUGAAAACAUUUUCAACAUUUAUUGAAAACUCUUAUUGCACAGAGUGAACAGCAGCAGAUCCUCCGUCCAAUGUCAGGCAUACCUGAUUUCACUCAUCUUAACCCCAAUCUUGAAUCCCUCAUGUUGAGCCUUGUUCAGUAACGAGCUGCUCAGAAACAUCUUCUUCAUUACCUUCAGCCAUGUUUGUUUGUUAUUCUGAUCUGUGUGGGCGGUGGCUGCGAGUCCAUCGCUUGUUCUUACGUCAUCAUUUUGUAUUUAUCACAAGAUGGCGAAUAUUUAUCAUGGAGGAUUUUUCUGACGAUAUAUCGUGAAUGAUAAUUUAUCGCCCAUCCCUACAUCACAGUCAUCUUUUACAUGAACAAAAAUGAUUUAUUUUUUUUCUGUCACUACCUUUGGUGUUUGUUCAGCAGAAGAAAGACAUCUUAACACCAUAACAUUGUAGAUGAAGUGUAACAGAGGCAUAACAGCCCCACCUGGUGAUGUAGAAAGGCAUCUUAUUGUAGUACUUCAGACUCUUGGUAAAAAGCUGUCAGGUACUGAAGGCCAAGUUUUGUACAUGAAAAAAAGUGCAUAGAAAAUACUUUUUUUUGUCAAGGGCAAAACUUUGAAAGUGUAGAAGAAUUUGUACAAAUACAUGAUUGGCAAUUUGUAACAAAGACUUUCUUGUCUUUCUGAUUUCAUCCCUUACAGUUUUGUCUAAAUGAUGUCUAGGACACUGAUGAUUUAUGGGACAACAGGCUGGCUUUGUGUAAAAACUUUCCUCUUUUCAACCCCAUGAUGUCUUGGCAACUUUACAGAAAUACAGAGUUCAGGUGAAGGUGAGGUGUCAGGUGUUGACGCACAACCAGGACCAGUAAAUCAGUCUGUCUUUCAGUUUUAGACAGAAAAUAAGUCACUGAUUUGCUGGGAAAGAGCUUUAACUUUUGGACGUGUUCCGAGUUUCUAUUUUAGCGAUCAGAUUUCUGAAGUCCAAUAAGAUGAAUUAUAGAAGAAGGUAAAGGGAAGUUGUCUUGUUGCUCAAAGAGAUACGCUAUAUUUGUCCUCUUGGGGACAUGUUUGAAAACGCCUCGCCGUCUGGUAAAAAAAAAAAUCUGAUGUGGUGCCAGUCAGGGGUUAGUUGAGGGUUUACAGCCUCUCACUUAUAUUUUUCUUGGAGCAGUUGGCCUUUUUGGUGUCAAGUUAAUAGUGUGAGAAAGAUCUCUGGUAUUUUAACGAGGCUUGAUCCAGGGAAAGCAAAGGUUACUGCGUCUCUUUAUUGGAGUUUUCACUUUGACCCAGACUACAGUUCAGACAACUGUCAUAACAAACACAAUUCUGAUAUGUUUAUUGUUAUUUUGCAAUGUUUUUAGAGAGAUACCAGAUUUAGUUUCAUCAAACUGCAUCAUAAAGAAGAAAGCUUUAUCAGAAUAUCUGUUUUGGGCGUCAUUUAAAUCAGUUCUUGUUAUUUUUCUUUCCAGCUGUAACCAGUGUGGGCGAUCGUCAGCACUGCUGUCCCGAUUCUAUGAGCUGGAGCUGAACAUCCAGGGCCACAAGAACCUCAACGAGUGUGUCACAGAGUUUCUAAAGGUACCUUUCACAUUGAAACACAUCAUCCCGACCUCUAACAAACACAAAACCCUGUGCUCGUCCAUAGAAGCAACUAGCACAAGUCCCACAGUGAGUGAAUCUCCCCUGUGUUGAUUCAGGGUGGCUCAGUACCAAAGUGUGCUGUAUUGUUGCACAGGUCUGUUUAUCUUUAAACAGGUCAAUGUUGAUGUUAUAAAUAAAUAUAUAUAAUAAAUAUAAAUAAAUAUAUAUCUUGAAAACACAUCAUGAAGCGAAUUUGUUGAAGUGUGUUUUUUUACAACAGUUGCCUUUUCUUUUCCAUCACUCAGGACGAGAAGCUGGACGGGGAGAACCGCUACUUCUGUGAGAGCUGUCAGAGUAAACAGAGCGCCACCCGCAGGAUCAAACUGCACAGUCUGCCUCCAACACUCAACCUGCAGCUCAUGCGCUUUGUCUUCGACAGGUGAGCGUUCACUGUGUAAAAAGUACAAAAUAGACUCUAAAGGUCCUUACACACCAGGCGCGAAUUCGCCAGAUGAAUUAUUCGCCUUUAUUCGCCUUUUUUUAAAACAGCAUAAAGUCAUUGCAGGCUUCCACACCGGCGGCGAAAAGCAUCUUUUAUUUUUUCGCUCUUGUGUGGAAUUUUUCGGAGAUUCGCAGGCGAAUAUCUGGACCUGCUAGACCUCUGGCCAAUCACAAGUCAUGUUGUUGAUGAAGUCACAGACCCAUGCAGCUGCAGUUCACACGACACACACCACCACUGGGAGAUGGGAGAGAGGCUGGUAAUUGCAGUACAGGACCACCCCGUGUUGUGGGACAAGUACAAAGUUUUUUUGCCAAAAGCAUCACAACGAGCUCAUCAUCGCUUGAGGAUGUUGUUGACUCCAUUUCUUUGUUCUCCUCUCCUCCGUUGUGUGAAAGAACUCGCGCCAAAGACAAUAUAUAUUUAUUAAUUUUCUUUGCAAAAUUUAUACGCAUAUUCGCUUCGCGCCUGGUUUGUAUAGGCGAAAGCGAUUUUUUGGACCGGCGAAUAUUUUUCGCUUCGCUCCGCAAAUUCGCUGGUGUGUAAGGACCUUAAUACCUUGGAACUGAAAUGGGCUUUCCCCUUUGACAGCUGUUUAAAGUAUCUCACACUGCAAAACCCAUUAAAAACAGCAUUUUAUUGACUUUAGAUCAAGUACCUUAUUAAUCAGGGUUCACAAAGAAUUGCUCUCCUCUGCAGACAAACAGGCCACAAGAAGAAGCUCAACACCUUUAUCAGUUUUCCUGAGCAGCUGGACAUGGGGCCCUUCAUGGAAGGAAAACAAGGUAACUCUUUGAAUCUCAGUGAUACAACCAAAGACACCCUGAUAAAUCACUUAAUGACCAUCAGCUUGUUUAUGUAUUUUUCGAGAAACGUCAUAUUGCAAAUGAACAACAGAUUUUUAUAGUUUCCUCUCAUAACGUUAAAGUCAAGGACAAAAUCUUUUAAAAUUUGGGAGUAAGAGGGAAGUUUUGAGCAGUUUUCAGUAAGGUAGAAAAAAUCAGACAAGAGGUGAGUCUUCUGUCAGAACAGGUGAACAGGUUGCUCAAAGCAGCAGACAUUGAACCAUUUGUCUUUGUUUUUUUUUUCCAGACCAGAAGUUUGUCUACGAGCUGAGUGCAGUGCUGAUCCACCGGGGCAUCAGUGCUUACUCGGGCCACUACAUCGCACAUGUGAAGGACGCACGCACAGGUGAUUGGUACAAGUUCAAUGACGAGGAAAUUGAGAAGAUGGAGGGCAAGAAGCUGCAGCUCGGCAUCGAGGAGGACAUCGGUGAGUAGGGCCAGUGGACAUUGGACAGUACCGACGCAUGAAUAAUUUUGGAAGUGUUAUUGUUACACAGAGUUGUUUUUGAGUGGGAUAAUAGUGUUAACUGUUAAAAAAAACACAUUACUGUGAAUGAAAUCAAGCGUUUAUUCAUCCAAACCUUCUGAGGUUCUCAUACAUGAAUGUUUCGAGUUCACUGCUCUUUACUGUGCCUUUUGUAUGCUCUGAUUAUUGCCGAGACAGUCAAAACUCAAGCUCGGAAGCCAAAGUGCAGUAAAGGCUACCACUGCUCCAGAAAUGCCUAUAUGCUGGUUUAUAAAGUCCAAGAGGAGGAGAGCUCAGAUCCCCCGAUGACUAAUGUUGAAGUUCCAGGUGAGAACCACAGUUUUAACCCAUUGUUCAUUUUCCACGGGUGUGUGCAUCGUGUCAUUCUUCCCCUAAUGUAAACAGAUGAUAAAUCCACAGGUUUUCAAUUCCUCUCUCUUCACUUGAAUGAAGUUAGACCCAUCAUACAGCCUUCAGUUUAGGUUAUGUUGCCUUGUCUACUGGUUCACUUUACCUCUGUCCUUCCUCGCAGCCUUCCUUCAGAGGUUGGUGGACCAAGACAACCAUAAAUUUGAGGAGUGGUGCAGUGAGAUGGCUGACAUGAGAAAACAGAGCGUGGACAAGGGCAAAGCCAAACAUGAGGAGGUGAAGGAGCUCUAUGAGCUUUUACCUGCAAGAGAAGGUUUGUAAACACACCCCCUAAUCACCACAACCCAAUUACAAACAAAGAAAAUUUAGAUUAUGUUUCAGAUUAUGGAUUAUAUUUGUUUACUUGAGGUUUAUGAGGUUUAUAUAUUUUGUUUUCAUAGAACAAGUCGGUCUUUUCUUAAUCUCAGUCAAAGGCUCUGAUUAUCUCUGAUGAUUUGUUUACUCUACCUUUGUUCUUUUAGGUGAGCCUUAUGAGUUCGUCCCCCUUGACUGGUUGAAGAGGUGGCUGGACGACUCCACUGCCACAAAAGAAAUCGACAACACCCUCUUCUUGUGUUCUCACGGCAAGCUGCACCCAGACAAGGUGGGAGACUCCAAGAGGGUUUCCCUCAAAGCUGCUCAGCUCCUCUACGGGCGCUACGGUGGAGGGCCAAGACUGGACGGUGAGUCAUACAAAGACUAAGACCUCUUCUAAGGUCAUUCUGCAAAUAUCAAAUAGUUCAACCAUCCUGGAUUUUGAUGGCUACACAUAUUCUGGACUGAAAUGCAACAAGAAGUAAAAAAAGUGGUGGAAAAGACUUGUAAUCUGACCAAAUGUCACUUUUGUGUGUUUGUUCAGACUCGUCUCUGUGCACAGAGUGUGUUAGCCAGCGGUGCAGAGAGCUACGGCUGAAGAACCAGCUCAACGAAGACUUCAAGGAAGUCUCUAAUCUGGUCAAACGAACACUUAGGUAAACAGAUUCAGGUUUACGCUUGGGGAUAACACCAUGUUUAGACAUAUUUCUGUUUCAAACUCAAGAUACGAUGCCAAGGUCAAAGCCAAGAACAGUCAUUUGACUCUCAUUACCACAACUGAACAGCCAACUGAAUAUUGUGUUGGAUAAAAAGAGGUUAGUACAGGAGUUGGUUCUUACUCUCUUUGUUGUGUGCUUUUUUCAUGUGUUCAUCAAAGUGAUGAGGGGUACUGGGUGGGUAAAGCGUCUCUGCGCAGCUGGAGGCAGUUGGCUUUGGAUCAGCUGGAGGAGGACGACGAGGAAACCAAACACAGUAACGGACAGACAAACGGACAGGGACUACUCACCAACAGCAGUAAAGGUAGGAGGGAUGGAUGUGUCAUUUUCUCCUCUGUCUGUGAAGGUGGUCUUUUAUAGUUUGAAUACAGCUGAUUAUAUAAUCAGAGUUGAAGUUUGGCUGUUUCCUCUCAAUCUCACGAAAUCAAAUGAAAAAUGUGUCCUGGUCCUUUUUUUCCUACCGGAGUAUUUGGCUGAUGAUAUUUUUAUCUGCCGCAUGUGAAACCGUCCAAAAUCCAGCAGGUACCAGCAAACAAAAACUCUUCAUCACACACACAGCAGGUGGAACCCAAAAUGUACAAAUCCAACAGAGCAGGCGUAUUUUAAUUUAAUAACAGUGAGUAUUAUCUGUGUCAUGGCUCUGUGGUUGGAUUCAAGCUGGACUCAGUGGAGGAUGUGGUGGAUAGAUCUACACUGAGGAACUACACUUUACAACACUUUGAUGGGCCAAAGGGCCGAUGGUGGUGGGCGGCUCCUCUCUCUAGACUUUAUAACUCUUGUGUAAAUAGAUGACUUUAGAGACAUGACAAAUGAGACGACAGACAAUUGAAUUUCCCUCCGAGGAUCAAUCAAUUUCUUCUUAUUCUUAAUAUCAGCCCUCCUUUCAGCACAAUACAUCAAUUUUAUUUCUACCAUUUAAGACACCUCAGAUCUUCUGAUGGAUCUACAGCCAAGAGGGCUCAUCUUCUGGGCCUCUAAUAGUUGCUUCUGCUCCAUUGACGUUUAUUAAACACUUUUUUAUUGAAAACUGUUUGAUUGUAGAGUUCAGCCAAGAGCUCUCAGAGGGAAACGAGGAAGAAAUGAAGACUUUCAAUGAAGACAUCGUCUGCAGUCACGGUACUGUCUUCUAUAUUAACCUCAGCUGCUUUGAACAGAAACCCUGAUCAGUUUUCAACUUUUUUUUUAUUACCAACUUACUCAAUGUUUAAUCUUUUUUUGCUGUGCUGUAUUUUGGCUCACAAUUGUGUUUAUCCUCCAGGUGGUCUGAGUAUUCUGGAGACUGAGCGUAAGCUGGUGUCAUCUGAAGUGUGGACUAAACUGAGGGAAUACUUCCCCAAAGCUCCUGAAUUCACCAAGGACCAGGAGUCCUGCCAGCAGUGCUUGGUGAGUCUCUGUGAAGUGUGCCGUUGACACGUCUGCAUCAUCUCUAGAAGCAUUUCAGCAAUGAGACAACUUUUGCUGACUGUGUGUGUUGUCUCCUUUAAUAUUUUACCACUCUCAUGGAAACCUGAAAAUCAACCCACGCGAACAACAUUCAUCAGUUGGUCUAUAUAUGAAAAAUAAGCAAACUUUUCAGGUUGGGGUUUGAAUCAAGCUUGAUUUAUCUGUUCCAGACGUUAGAGCAGGAGGAAAAGGACAACGAGGCGGUCAGUAAGAUGAUGGCCCUGGACCAGAAGAACCAACUGCUCAACCUCUUUCAUGAGAAGAACCGGCCAGUACUCACCCAGUGGCCUCAGGUAGAAACCAAGCAGUCUGAGUCAUCUUCCUUUUUCACAUUUCAAAUGCAAAUAUUGAAAGGCCCAAAAUGAACAGUGUUUUGGUUGAUAUGUUGUCAACGUUAAAGGAAAAGUUACUUGGGAAACAUUGAAAAAUAAAGCAAAUUCAGGUUAGAGGCCCUGUGAGGAGUUAUUGACUGAGCUAGCCUCACUUUAAAACUGAUUUAUCAGUAAGAGACACUAAAACCACACAGUAGAUAUUAAAGUACAAUAGAAAUGAUUGUAAACAGUUAAAUCUCUAAUGUUUUUCUCCUUCAGGGCACAGAUGUACUUUACAUUGUUCCUCUUUUCUUCGUGGACGAGUGGAGGAAGUUCAUUAGGUAUGUUUGCUUCAAAACUAAUAAAUGUACUUAUCUUUAUAUAAUCGGGUUUGUUGAACAGGCUAAACCUACCUUUGCAUGAAUUACCAGAUAUGAGUGUUUAUCUCUGAAUUAGCAUGCACCUCGUUAAGGUGAAAAUAACCAUCAGUAAAAUUUCAGAAUCAAAGUGCAGAAGUUACAAUGAAAUGCACUCGGGUUGAAAAGGAGACAGAUUAAAAAAAAAAAAAAAGAUUGCACUAUGAAAUAAGUCAUUGUUGUUCCGUCUUUGUGUUUUGCAGGAGACCGACCAAAUGCUCCCCAGUGUCUAAUGUAGGAAACACUUUGCUGCUCUGUCCCCACGGAGGCUUCAUGUUCACCUACGACUCUCUUAUCAAUGGAGAUGCACAACAGUGAGUUCUGUUUAGUUUAGUUUGAGUGGUGGCAACAGUUUUUAUUUUAUCCACAAAAAUGCUCUGAUGUUUUUCAGAUCAGCUGUGUUUGUAUUUCAGUGACAUGUAUAAAUAACCUACCAACACUUGUGUACUUAAUCCUAAACCCAAUGAGGCAGCAUGUCUCCUAAUUGUUUUGUUUUUCUUGUUUGAUACUCAUUAGAUAUGUCCAAACAGACUAAUGCAGCUACUGUGUAAUCGACAAAUGCAUUCACAUAACACAAAUCUGGAUCCUAUCAGAUUUUCAGCUUUUGACUUUAAUCACAGAAAGCAUGAAUAAAAUCAGCAAAUAAAGGUGUUUAGGUGACUCUGCUUUAGUCUCAUGUUGUGCUGUUUAUCCUGCACAGUAUAGCUCUGCUUUGGCCCGGUGAGUGGGAAGUGAUUAGCAGGCUCUUCAUCGUGGACCAGCCCAUCUCCAUCCACUGUUACAGCCAGACCACACCCAGCGGCCCCACCACUCAGUACACAACUCAGCCUGGUGAGUAAGCAAAGUUUGUGUCCGUCAAACCUUAAAUGUGCCAUGUUUAAUUUAAACAAAAGUUAUAAAACCUUUUCAACCUUUUUUUGGAACAUUUUUGCGAUUCAGUGCCCCGGCAUUUCUUCUGAGCUUCUUGGUUGUUUCGAUAGUUCUGAUGUUGAUUGAGUUUCAUGUCUGUGUGCUCAGAUCUGUGUUGGGAGUGCAGAGAGAGCUUCCUUUUCCAGCAGCAGAGAGACCUCAGAGAGUACACCCAGGCAACUAUCUACAUUCGCAAAGUCAUUGAAGACAAGAGGGUAUGAAAAACUGGACUUUGUAGGUCAGAAAAAUAUAUUUAUACACAUAGCAGAGCAUGAAAUAGGAAAUUCUGGUUUGUCAUUGUAAACAUAGAGUCUUCUUUAUGCUGUCCUGUAAACAGAUAAUAAAGGAGGCAGGUGCAGAGCUAAACGCCAGCAGCUCUGAGGCUGAGGAAGAGAGGGACGGAGAUCUGAAGAUGGACGGAGAGAGAGACCCUGACUUCAGCCAGGUGAGUCCAGAGAAACUCCUGAAUACUUAACUCUGUACAGACUGCAGGAUCAGUCCUUUGUGUCACUAUCUGGGAUGUUUGUAGAAAAUCAACUAUUUCUUUUUUUCUGGCAUUUCAUCUGUAUUAGCUGCUCCCGGGUAUAAAUUUCAGCCUAGUAAGGGACAAUGAAAACAAUGUGACUUACUGCUUGAAAUAUGUAAUAAUAGUCAAAUUAAUUUCUCUAGUCAGAGGAUGGUUCAAAGCGACUCAAGCUGGGUGAGAGCAGUGCGGCGUCAUCAACAUCUGCUCCAUCGACAAACGUGACCAAACAGGGAGGAAUCAGGAGAAGCACUCGGCACAGGAAACUCAGAGGAGAGAAAGCUCUGAUAGUUUCAGCCAAUCAGACACUGAAAGAGCUGAAAAUACAGGUGAGGAGGACUCCAGAUGGUUGGAUGAUACGGGAUUAUAUAAUGAACAUUAAGAAUCAUCGGUGUAUGAAACAAAAAGUAAAGAGUAGGAUACUGACAUAAAUAACAUCCCCUGUCUUCCUCACCCUGCAGAUUAUGCACGCCUUCUCUGUGGCGCCGUUUGACCAGAAUCUCUCUAUCGAUGGAAAAAGUCUGACAGACGACUCGGCCACACUGGGCAGUCUGGGUGUCAUACCUGAAAGUAUCAUCUGUCUAAAGGUAAGGGUGCUCAGAUAUUCUCAAAGAAAUCUGAUCCUCUUAACUCACUUCAAACCGUCUGAGCUGUAGAGGCAGAAAAACAAAUACUCUCUUUCCUUCUAGGCUGAUGAGCCGAUUGCAGACUAUGCUGCGAUGGAUGAUGUCUAUCAGGGUGAGUGGUUUUACCUCUGUCUCUACUUGAAAUCUCUACUAUAAAUAUAAUGUUAAUACAGUUUGUCUAAUUGUGGGUCACUUCUGCCUCACAGUGAGAAUGCCUGAAGAGGGGUUUAAAGGUGAGCAUCCUUCGACUUCAUUCAUUCUGGAAAGGUUUUUAACUCUGUGACGCCCUUAACUUUUACAUUAAAACUGAAAGAGUCUUUACAAUGACGCUGGAAUUGAAUUUCCCCUCUGGGAUAAAUCAAGUUCUUCUUAUCAUAUGGAUUCACUGAAAAUCAUGUUAUUGGGACUGUAGACUUGUGGAAACAGUCAGUUGGAUUGUGCAUCACCAAAACCGCAGCAGUACAUGUGAACUCAGCUCAGCUCAUCAGCCCAUGGCGCCUGUGCAGCCAAAACAGCCGACCAUUCAGUCCACUUUCUCUAGCGCAGCGCCUUACAACAAAAUGUCAAAGAGACACAAAGACGUCACAGAUGCAGUAGCUUAUUGUAUUGCAAAAGACAUGCUACCAUUAAACACUGUUUAAUUUCAUUUUUUAUUUAUUGUGAUAUAUAUCAUAUCGACUGAUAUGAAAAAAAAAAUAUUGUGAUAAACUUUUUCCCAUAUCGCCCAGCCCUACGUCUUGAUUGACAGUUAAAUUUAGCUUGAAUCAUAAGACAGCUGAAGAGAGAGAAAGGAAAUCUUGGAAAUACAGCGAGCACCUGGUUGAGGCUCUGUGUCAAACCAGCGUCUGCCGAGGCGAGGACUCUAGCUUCUGUACAUGGAGCACAAGCUUCAAUUUGAAUGUUUGUGGGGUUUUGUUUUGGGGAUAUGACACACAGAAAGUCGGGCUAAUGGCUGAUAGUUAAUCAUGUUUUGUAAAUAAGCUCAGUGAGUUUCCUCCACUCCCCCAUUUUAAUUUUACAAUGAUGUUAAUUCUGACUGUUUUUGGUCUAAUUUGCUCUUUCUCCUUCUGCAGGAACGGGGCUUCUGGGGCACUGAGGAAACCUGUUUGUAGCAAUGCUUGAAUUUGACCGAUGACGGAUGGGAAUUUUAAGAAAGCUUGAAUUUGUCAAGUGUCCAUAUAUAAAUAAGUGCUUUAAUUUUUUUAUGUUUUAAGUAGGCUUUCUUUAAUAAAACUGUGACUCUGUUGCAAAGCCGCUGUUUUCUCUCCGUAAGGUGAGCUGGCCUUUGAUAUUUAAACUUCCUAAUCAUUCUGAAGGACUGCGUGGUCGUUGUUCAGCCUGACUCACAGAAACGGGCGUUGGAUCUGUUCAUAACUGAGGAUCGCCUUCAGUUGAGCUACUCGAGAAGUUCCGCUUUGUUUUUCACUCUUUUAAAUUAUGACAGGAGAAAAACUUCAGACACUGCUCUGUCUUUCCAUCACGUGGAAGCUUUUGUCCUCUCUGCACAGAUUUCAGGUUUCUCAUAAGAAUGCACGAGUAACUAUAUUACAGAUAUAACUGCUCUUCAAUGUUAGAACAUUUAUUACCUCUACAGCAAGUCUAUACCCAUAUACUCCCUGUGGCAUUUAGAGAUACAUAGCUACACAGUAUGUAUACAGGCUGAUUCCUGCAGGAGCCUCAACUGUGUAAACCUCGAGAGUCAGAAAUGAGAAACAGUUCGCACACGUUGGUUUGUCCUGUUCUUUUCACUGUUAUUUCUUAUGGACAAUAAAGUUAUUUUCAAAGCAGUCUGAA
This is a messenger RNA of Xyrichtys novacula (pearly razorfish), 15454 nucleotides long. The record is from the annotation of a GenBank genome assembly. Lineage: Eukaryota; Metazoa; Chordata; Actinopteri; Labriformes; Labridae.